AUGAUCCUCGUUCGUGCGAUCCUCGACCCGACGACCUCCUUCAUGUCCCCCAUGGAACCCUUACCUCGGCCGCGUCGGCCGAAUGGCUUGACCAAGUUCACCAACUGCCGGCUCGUCAAGGGCGACCGGCUCGUCGAGGAUGACCUCUGGGUCAGCGCUCUGACGGGCAAGAUCAUCAACAGCCAGACGGCAUUUUACGGCGAACUCAACCUCCCGGAUACCAUCGUCGACCUGGGCGGUCGCAUCGUCGCCCCCGGCAUGAUCGACUGCCAGCUCAACGGCGCCUUCGGCUUCAACUUUUCGACCCUUCUUGACGACAUGUCACAGUAUGGCGACCACGUGACGGACGUCAAUCGUCUGCUCACCCGGACGGGGGUCACCUCCUACGUCCCCACCAUCACAAGCCAACGGCCCGAGCUGUACCAAAAGGUCCUCCCGCAUCUUGGACCCUCGGGAGGCCGGCGCGUGGCAAGCGACGGCGCCGAAUCGCUGGGCGCACACUGCGAAGGCCCGUUCCUGAACCCGACCAAGAACGGCGUGCACGAUGUCGACGUCCUGCUCGAGGCGCAGACGUACGCCGACAUGGAGGCCUGCUACGGCGCCGGGAACCUCGCGCCCGCAAAGGCCGGCGGUCUCGCGCCCGUCAAGAUGAUCACGGCGGCGCCCGAGCUCGGGCGCAUGACCAAGCUCAUCCCCGAGCUCAGGUCGAGGGGCAUCAUCUGCUCCAUCGGCCACUCGGAGGCGACGUACGAGCAGGCCUCGGCGGCCGUGGCCCAAGGGGCCACCAUGAUCACCCAUCUCUUCAACGCGAUGCGGCCUCUGCACCACCGCAACCCGGGCAUCUUCGGCGUGCUAGGCUGCGCCGAGAGCCUGCGCCGGCCGUACUUUGGCAUCAUCGCCGACGGCAUCCACCUGCACCCGACGACCAUCAAGAUCGCCUUCAACGCGUACCCGGAUGGCUUCAUCCUCGUCACCGACGCCAUGCACCUCGUCGGCCUUCCCGACGGCGCCUACCCGUGGACCAACGGCGGCCAGACGUGCAACAUUGUCAAGAAGGGCACGAAGUUGCUUCUCGAGAACUCGGACACGAUUGCGGGGAGUUCAAUCACCCUCCUCGGCUGCGUCAACAACUUCCUCCGCUGGUGCGGCACAGGCAUCCCCGAGGCCAUCAAUGCCGUGACGGCGACGCCCGCCGCCAUGCUCGGUCUUGAAGGCGUCAAGGGGACGCUCGACGCCGGCGCCGACGCCGAUCUCGUCAUCCUGUCCGAGAAUGACGAACAGGGCUCGAGCCAACUCGUGCUCGACGAAGUGUGGAAGUUUGGCUCGCGCCUGUACUGUGCUAGCGAAACGCAAUGCGAUUCGUGA
Molecule: messenger RNA, 1365 nt
Organism: Drechmeria coniospora
Lineage: Eukaryota; Fungi; Ascomycota; Sordariomycetes; Hypocreales; Ophiocordycipitaceae
Product: N-acetylglucosamine-6-phosphate deacetylase
Exons: 3
Coding region: 1-1365 (454 amino acids)
Biological process (GO): N-acetylglucosamine catabolic process
Molecular function (GO): N-acetylglucosamine-6-phosphate deacetylase activity
Source: RefSeq, a predicted model, not a curated record